CUCAGGAUCUGACGUGAUCAGCUUGUUGGGAGCCCAAGUUGGACCUUUGUUUUAUAGCUGAAAAUAUCAAGCGAUGUCUCCAUUUUGAACAGGGAAAACCCAUUGAAUAAUGAAGUUCUGCUGCUGACAUUGGUGAGCAGGUAGCAAAAAGUCGUUUUUGCCGUCGAAUAUGGGACGAACGGAUGGAUGCUGGUGCCGUUUUUCGUUUGUUUAUUCCGAGGAGGGGGGGUCAAAGGUUUCAGUCAAGGGAAAAGGAAGGCGUUUGUACUGCGUGAAUGUUCUCUCUUUCAUUACAAUAUUCAGAGAAAGAAGGAAGAAGAAGAGUUUCGAAAAAUGCCAUCUUGUUCUUGCUCUUUUCGCGGGAAGGAAUCUGCAUGACUCGCACAGUUGACCACCAUCUCCAGCCGGCCUUGUCCUACUCUCUCUCUAAGUGUAUGAGUGUGUUUGCUGCUGGUUCUGCUGGUGGUGGUGGUGGUGGUGGUGGUUGCUGCUUUCUGCUCAGUCAUGGGAGUGUCGAUUCUGUCUAUGGUUGUCCUUUGUGUGAUCCAGGUUGCUUCUGCACAAAAACUGACAGAUGCUAAUGAAGCGGCUGCACUGAAGAAGAUCAUAGAGUACUGGAAGCUGGGGAGUUCCUUGGAUUUGACAGUCGAUCCUUGCGCUCAAAAUGCUUCGUGGGCAUCGGAUGCCUCUAAUCCCCGAAUAGCCUGCGAUUGCUCCAGCAAUGUUUGCCACAUUGCCCACUUGAAAAUCUAUGCUCUAGACAUUUCGGGUCAGAUACCAAACGAGUUGUUUGAGCUGAAGGAGCUUGUUGACUUAAACUUGGCCCAGAAUGUUCUAACUGGACCCAUACCAGCUCAAUUUGAACAGCUAUCAAAGAUGCAGUACCUUAGCCUAGGCACAAACAAUUUGACCGGUCAAGUGCCUCUGGAACUUGGUAACAUGACCAAGUUGCUUUCCCUAAGCUUCAGCUCGAACAAUCUUGAUGGACCAUUACCUGCGGAGCUUGGAAAACUGACCUCCUUAGAGCAGCUGUACAUUGAUAGCAGCGGAGUGAGUGGACCGAUUCCGCAAGAUCUGGCAAAUUUGAAGUCCCUUAAGAAACUUUGGGCAUCUGAUAAUCUCUUCACCGGAAAGUUUCCUGAAUUUCUCGGGACAUUGACGGAGCUUGUGGAUCUGCGAUUUGAAGGCACGUCCCUAGAAGGUCCCAUUCCGGACAGUUUUGGCGCUCUGACCAAAUUGGACACUCUCAGAAUUGGCGAUCUUGGCGGGGAGGACUCUUCUCUUGAUUUCUUGAGAAAUCAGACAAGCUUAUCUGUGCUAUCUUUGAGAAGUUGCCAACUAUCAGGACAAAUUCCAGACAUUAUCGGCACAUUUUCUAAGUUGAUAUACCUGGACUUGAGCUUCAACAAGUUGGAAGGCCCAAUUCCAGAUUCAUUCCAGGGCUUCACUCAACUGCAAUACUUAUUCCUUGGAAGCAACAACUUGACUGGGGCGCCUCCUGCGAAUAUCGUCAGUCAAAGCCUUGCCGCCUUAGACGUGUCGUUCAAUCCGCUUUCAGGAAAUCUACCGGCAAAUGUGGAUAAGAGUGAAUUUUCUAUGAACUUUGUCGGAACGUCCAUAAACGCAGAUAAUCUGGAGGACAGGAAGGCACUGGAAAUGCUUCGCUGCCUUGAAGCCGGUACCAAGUGCGUAAACAAAGUCAAAUCCACUUCCUUUUCUAUCAACUGCGGAGGCACGGAGCAAACAUCAGCAACCGGCGUGAGAUACAACGAUGACUCCGAACCACUCGAAGCUGCUUCGGUUUACACAAACUCCAAUCGUCAAUGGGGCGUCAGCGAUGGCGGGUACUUUAUCUCCAAUCCCAAUGGACCUCAGUACAUAGCGAAGACGGACUCUCAAAUAACUGGGACUCUGGAAUCAGAGCUGUACAAGACGGCCAGAGUUUCGCCGAGUUCGCUGCGGUACUUUGGCCUCGGCCUGAAGAACGGAAAGUACAGCGUUGAGCUUCACUUUGCGGAAAUUAAGAUGGAGGAUGACUUGCAGUCCUGGAAAGGCCUCAGUAGGCGCAUAUUCGACGUCUACAUUCAGGGUGAGCGUGUCCUCCAAGACCUCAACAUCCGAAACGAAGCAGGCGGAUCCAACAGGGCCCUGGUCAAGACGUUUGAUGCAAAUGUCACGAACACCGUCCUGGACAUUCACUUCCGAUGGGCAGGGAAGGGCACUUGCUGCAUACCGUCUCAGAGCACGUACGGACCGCUCGUCUCCGCAAUCCACGCCUCUCAAGUCGCGGGUGCUGCCGUUACGUCCUCCCAUCAAGACAAGAAGCGGGUCGGGAGGAUUGUGGGGAUAGCUUUCGGAUGCACGGCCACUCUGGUCAUAGUCUCGUCCGUGUUCUACCUAUGGUGGAUGAAGGAUGCGUCGACCGGGCACAUGCGAGUCCACACGGGAUCGCGGAAGAGGAGCAAAUGAUCUCGGCGACUUGGUUUUAGGUUCAUUUGCCAUAGAGAACGAAGCCUUCCCAAGUGUAAAAAUCCAUGGUUGAACAAAUAACUAGUGAACUCUCAAAGCAAAAGUUCCUGGAGGCCUCAAGAGUUAAUGCUCUAUCUGCAAUGCAAUGUACUAGUCAGUUUGAUUAUCACUUUGCUUUUUACAGGGACCCUCAAGACAAUUUACAUGUGUAGAAUCCAUGGUUGCAAUCUCUCGAGCGGAUGGUUCGUAUUGGGAUUGAUAGUUGCUGGAUUUUCUUUCGGUUAGCUAAAAUUAAGCUUUUCUAGCUUUGAGCACGUUAAAAAACCUCGAUUAACUUGAAAUACGAUUGCA
Messenger RNA from Rhodamnia argentea, 2820 nucleotides. RefSeq names its product probable LRR receptor-like serine/threonine-protein kinase At1g56130. Bases 505 to 2469 code for a protein of 654 amino acids. NCBI's taxonomy places the organism in Eukaryota, Viridiplantae, Streptophyta, Magnoliopsida, Myrtales, Myrtaceae. Gene Ontology annotation, molecular function: protein binding. The transcript has 19 exons. The record is from RefSeq and is a predicted model, not a curated record.